GGCGUCUGGAAGAAAGCAGUCUCUUGGGUAUUUCAGCACCUAGGCAGGAACAGUGGGGCAUUCCUAGUGCCGGUCCCGGGGGCGGCUGGCGCAGAAAGCUCUGGCUUCCACGCGGCGCCCGGGUCGCGCGGUCACUCUCCAGGUGCUCCUUGCUGGAUCCCUGGGUCCGGGCCCCGCCGCCGCGCCCCGCCCCGCUCUGUUCCCACCGCCUCGCUGCCGGGCUGCCGGGCUUUGUGGUUCGUCCGUGCGGCUGGGCCCCUGCUGGGGGUGUCGUUACGAGCAUGUGCAGACGGCAGCCCAAGCCUUCAGGAUAAUUCCUUCAGCAGCAGCGCUGUAACGGAGUGUGACGAAGACAGACUCUCUCUACAUGAAGACCAGACUGAUUGCUCCAGUCUCAGACCUCAGACCAAGAAAAAGUUGAUGCCACCAAAGAGAGGAAGUGGCUUACUGGAAAGCCAACAGAGAGGAGAGAGAAUAGUUGGAGUCAAAGGAACAGCAAGCAGUUCGGGAAAGGGGGUGAAGAGGCAAAGGGUGAUAAGAAGUGAAGAGAUGAAAGCAACAAGGAGAAUUACCCCGGCGGCGCGGCUGUGGUAGAGGAGCACGGGGCGGCGCAGCAUGUAGACAGGACCGUGCUGGUGGACGGCGUGCUGCGGGCCGGCAUGGGCAACUUCAAGUCCCGCAAGCCCAAGGCCAUCCUCAAAGCCGACAGCGGGAGGAGCCGCGGAGAGAGUCAGGAGGCGGAGCAGGUGGUGCCCAGCCAGUCGGAGUGUCAGGGGAGAGCAGGAACGCCAGCUUAUGAGAGUCCACAAAACAACACCUUCAGGUGCCAAGAAACAGUGCGACUUCAACCAAGAAUAGACCAGAGGGCUGCCAUUUGGCCAAAGGAUGCUUUGGAAACUCAGCAGGAUUUAAAUGAGAAUUCCUUGCUGAAGCUCCAAGCCCUCGAGUCUGAUCUGUGCUCUGCAUUUUUGACAAACCAGGAAGAAGUUGCUCAGGUGCCUGGAGUCAAGGACCCGGUCCCAGCUUCAACACAGAGUGUGCCUGUCGAGGGGUCGGAUUCUGCAGACCCCGUGCCAGUCCACAAAGAUGGGCAGAAUGAAGCUGACAGUGCAGCAGAAGACCUCCAGUCUGUCGGGACCAGCAGGCUGCUCUAUCACAUCACUGAUGGCGACAACCCACUGCUGUCGCCACGAUGCUCUAUCUUCAGUCAAAGCCAGAGGUUCAACUUAGACCCCGAGUCAGCCCCUUCUCCUCCCAGCACGCAGCAGUUUAUGAUGCCCCGGAGUUCUUCCCGAUGCAGCUGUGGUGAUGGCAAGGAGCCACAGACCAUUACCCAACUCACCAAGCACAUCCAGAGCCUCAAGCGGAAAAUUCGGAAAUUUGAAGAAAAAUUUGAACAAGAAAAGAAAUACCGGCCUUCACAUGGUGACAAGACUUCUAAUCCUGAAGUCCUGAAGUGGAUGAAUGAUUUGGCUAAAGGUCGUAAACAGCUCAAAGAACUAAAGCUGAAGCUGUCAGAACAAGGGACUGCUCCCAAAGGUCCACCUAGAAACCUGCCCUGUGAGCAACCCACAGUCUCUAGAGAGAAUGGGAAGACAGAAGCUGCAGGCCCUGAGCCAAGCUCCUCUGGAGAGGAGACUCCGGAUGCUGUGUUGAUGUGCCUGAAGGAGAAGAGAGAGCAGUUUCCCCACCAGGAGGAUUCUAAGGUAACUAAGCAGGACAAGAACCUCAUAAAACCUCUUUAUGACAGAUACAGAAUUAUCAAGCAAAUCUUGUCAACGCCUUCUCUUAUUCCAACAAUUCAGGAGGAAGAGGACUCAGAUGAAGACUGUCCUGAGCAAAGCCAACAAUCUUCUUUGCCAGGCCCGGCAUCUCAUCUUACUAUUGGCGAUCACGUCACCUACUCUAAUGAGGCUGAGCCUGUUAGGGUGUUGCUACCAGAUGAAAAGAAAGAAGUGAAACAACCAGCUCUUUCCAUGUCCAAUUUACAUGAAGCCACCAUGCCUGUACUUCUAGACCAUCUCCGAGAAACUAGGGCUGACAAGAAGAGACUGCGGAAAGCAUUAAGAGAAUUUGAAGAACAGUUUUUUAAACAAACAGGAAGAAGUCCACAAAAGGAAGACAAGAUACCAAUGGCAGAUGAGUACUAUGAAUACAAGCACAUAAAAGCGAAACUGAGACUAUUAGAGGUCCUUAUCAGCAAGCAAGAUGUGGCCAAAACUAUUUGAGGUUCAGGAAAUGUUUAUGAUCACCUUCAUCUAAGAUAAAGUCAAGUGUAUUUUCCUCUGCCAUUCUUGCUAAGUAGUUCUGACAUAACAAAAAUGGAAGCACUUUAGUGGUAGUAUUAGCUGUUUUUAAGAAAGGAUAGCGGGUGUAAUUAUAUACGAGGAAGGAUUUAAAUGGGGGAAAAAUUCAACAGGUAACCAUGUAAUUGUAAAAAAAAAUUCAGCCUCCUCCAUGCCAAGGAGAAAACUCAUAUUCAAUAUAAUUAUUUCAAAAACAUCUAAUAUUUUAUCAAACAUAAAUAACGCAUAGCUGGGCCACUUAUUAGGUAAAGUUUAUUUAGUGUCCAAAGAUUGUUUAUGUUGAUGUAUGGAAAAGAGCAUGAUUUUAAAAAAUCAGUGAAAGGAUAAAAAGAAAUUCUGCUUUUCAUGUAGGAAGGAAUACAGGUAUUAAGAAAUUAUUUAAAACUUCUAAUAGAUUUUUAAGUGAUAAAACGUAUACUACCUUGUCACUUAAGUCUGCUAGGAUUUCGGUACCCUAAAAUAUAUUAGAAUAUGUCACUGCUAAUUUUUAUUUCUAUAUAAAAAUAGCACAUUAUUUUAUCUGUUAUUUGAAAUUUUACAUUUCUGGUUACCAAAGUUCAU
Cynocephalus volans (Philippine flying lemur) is the source of this 2867-nucleotide messenger RNA. It is a transcript of the gene FAM13C, whose product is annotated as family with sequence similarity 13 member C. The record is from RefSeq and is a predicted model, not a curated record. The transcript has 16 exons. The coding region runs from base 660 to 2228 and encodes 522 amino acids. NCBI's taxonomy places the organism in Eukaryota, Metazoa, Chordata, Mammalia, Dermoptera, Cynocephalidae.